CAUCGAAAAUGAUGAUAUGAAGACCACUUUCGUCUCCCUUUUCCUUGUACUCUUUCUCGGCAUCUGCGAACAGUUUACGAAUGUUCUCUUCUGAUUGUCCAACGUAUUUAUUCAAGACUUCUGGACCGUUGAUAACCUUUGGUUCUCUUGAGUUCAACAUCUUUCCAAUUUGACGAGCAAUCAAAGUUUUUCCAGUACCUGGAGGUCCAAAAAGUAAAAUACCCUUCACGUGCUGAAUACCCAACUUCUCAAUCAAUCCAGGAGGGAAAAUACGGGAAGCGAAUGCUCUUCGGAAAAUGGCACCAAAUUCAGUAUCCAAUCCACCAAUUCCCAUAUCCUCAAACUUGAAAUCAGGAGCAAUGAUGGAAUUGGCGGCCGGCCGCUUAGCAGAUCCCUUCAGCUUGAUAUCCGAUUUUGCAUCUUUGUAGAAUGUGAUGGGUGUAUGUUGAGUGAGAAUACCCCUCGCAUCAGGCUUUGUCAUUGUUGGAGCCGAUGUUGACUGUUUCUCUAAACUGAGAUCAACCAACUGCACCGUUUUGACCGUGAAAAUCAACGGAAUGUUCUUGAAAUCCAUCAAGAGUUUCUGUCCUGGGGAGAAAAUCUGGUUUUGGUAGAGCCUAAUAAAGUUGUCUGCCAAAACGUCCUGGUCAUAUGGAACAUCGGUAAACUUCUUUACAGAGGCAAAUCCAACAUCCACAUCCAAAGAUCCGAGGUAUGCAUGUCCACCUUGCGAGAAGGGGUCGUAUAUUUCAGCCGUUAUGGCAUCCAUCAUUCCCACAUCGCACCAUGUCCUUUGGGGAUCCGAUAGACUUAUGCAUCCUGGAGGAAAAGAGCUUACUGGCCUUGCGGUAACUACAUACCUGCCGUUCAACAGGAUAUACAAAUCGGAGCCAUCUCUCGAAGGAGGAAAUUCUUGUGGGGAAACGGCACACCUAUGGCGGGGUCAGUAACUCCCAAGUGCUACUACACCCUACUCGAACUCACAAGUUUCCAAAGAUAAACUGGUUUGCCAAAGUCUUGUCUUCAACUUUGGCAAUUCUUAAUUGCACUCGCCUGGCUGGACUCAUUUGUGGUUGUUGUUGCGGUGGAGGUCUUCCGACUGCUGGACGUUGUGGCAUCUGUUGCCUGCCCGGUGAUGGCAUAGGCGCACCACCGCCACCACCGUAGCCUCUGUUUUGCAUUCUGGGAUCCUCUUGGUAACCUGCCAUGGGAGUAUCGUCUCGUGGGGGAGGCGCUGGAGCCCGUCCGUAGCCAGCACUAGGAGCCCGUCCUGCCUUUGGACCUUGACCAAAGAGGUUCUGUCGAAUAUCCAUGAUUGCGGUGUUCGUGGCGUGGAAAUAUUUGUCUGAUGUUUCAAUGUGCAAUGGAGCCUGAGCCUGAGCCUUUCUAGAAGCAAAGUUGCAAAGUGUCCUAUGACCAGGUACUCGCCUGGUGGUCCACGUAAUGUAUUGAAGCUAUGGUGUCCUCGAACCGAUGACUCUUUGUAUGCGGAGAACAGAACACCUUUCCCUUCCCAUAUAACCCGGCGUGAAUCGUAACUUCGUGCAAGAAUUCCUUUCUGGGUGAAUAUAUUUUGUGGUGAGUUGCGAUGCAGUUUAUCAAGUGGCUCGUCCCAGCUCUCUGCUACUUGUCGGCUUUGACAACAGCCAGUGGCACGGACGAAGCUUCAGGGAUCACUGGGGGGCAGCGUGGGUUGGUCUUUAGUUUUGGCUUGGCAGCAUCCACCCCCACAUCCACUUCCACAACAGCUCCAUCUCCAUCUCAGCCUUCUCCAACUUUCAGCCUCGACCUAAAUUUCUUUCUACAAGUCGCAAACCACGAACUGAGGUGUCCAAUCAUGCCUCUGUAAGUUUUGGAUUCAACAUUAGUAGCUACUUGCUGACUCAUUUAGACAUCUCCUCGGCAAGAAAUCAUGGAACGUCUACAACACAGCCAACAUCGAAAAGGUUCAGCGCGAUGAAGCCAUCGAGGCAGCUCGGAUUGCGGCCGAAGAGCAGUCCAUGCAAGAGCUGGAUGCCACCAGACGUCUCCAGAUUCUACGAGGGGAAGAACCUACGCCUUCAUCAGCGAUCGAAGAAAUUUCCCAUGGUGAUCGGAAACGAGAGCACGAUGGUGAUUUCAGGGGAGGUAGAGAGCGCAAGAAGCGCAAGAAGGCUGGAGAGAAUGACACGGAUUUUGAAAUGCGGCUAGCGCACGAACAGACAGCUUCGGCAUCGAAUAACAAGGAGAGAGGACUGGUACUUGCAAACAAGGUUGACGCGCCGAUCGUUGAUGAGACAGGUCAUAUAUCUUUAUUUCCUCAGGAAGCCCCAAAACAAAGUCAACAGAUAUCCAAAUGCGCAGAGGCAGAAAGAGAGACGGCCAAGAAAAGAAAGGAAUAUGAAGAUCAGUAUACCGUCAAGUUUUCAGAUGCCGCCGGUUUCAAACAAGGAUUGGAAAAUCCAUGGUAUUCUAAGCAGAACAAUACAACCACUGAAGAAAUGGAUGCCAUGCCCGGGAAGGAUGUCUGGGGUAAUGAAGAUCCCCGAAGGAAGGAGAGGGAAGCAAAGAGAAUGGUGUCCAAUGACCCACUUGCCACGAUGAGACAGGGCGCUAAACAGGUAAGAGAGGUCGAGAAGGAGAGAAAGAGAUGGAGGGAAGAAAAGGAGAAGGAAAUGAAAGCCCUUGAGUAUGAAGCGAGGAGGAAGAGGCACAAGAGAAAGCGUGACCGUGACUGUGAAGACGAUUUAGAGGAUUUUAAACUUGAUUCCGAGAGAAGUGACAAGCAUUCUUCUAGGCGAAAAGAAGAUGAAAGAGAGAAACGACAUAGGCACUCCCAUCGACGAUACUCAGAUCGCGAGGACGAGAGAAGACAUAGACAUAAAAUUUGAAGACAUUCCCACGAUUAGCUAGCCAUAGUCGUACAAAUAAUACAUGUCAUAAACUCGUGAGCUCAUAAAACCAAGGCAGACAUACCCACCACCUACAGA
Molecule: messenger RNA, 2969 nt
Organism: Hymenoscyphus albidus
Lineage: Eukaryota; Fungi; Ascomycota; Leotiomycetes; Helotiales; Helotiaceae
Source: the annotation of a GenBank genome assembly